CCAACACUGGAUGGUUUUGUAAUGAACCGGGUGAUGGGUGAUUACUUCGAAAAUUUACUUUAUCAGAUUUUCGUGGCAAUCGAUGAACAAACAACCGUGCGCGAGCUCGCGGAAACGUUGGACAUCGAUUUACAGUUGGUGAAAAACGCAAUUUCGGUUUUUUGCCGUCUUGGUUUUGCUAAAAAACGUGUCACUGGCCUUGAAAAUCUUGCGUUGCAUGUUACAUGGGCUAGCCAUAUGAUCAUUCCAGAGUAA
Gongylonema pulchrum is the source of this 255-nucleotide messenger RNA. NCBI's taxonomy places the organism in Eukaryota, Metazoa, Nematoda, Chromadorea, Rhabditida, Gongylonematidae. The record is from the annotation of a GenBank genome assembly.